Messenger RNA from Symbiodinium sp. CCMP2592, 876 nucleotides. The record is from the annotation of a GenBank genome assembly. NCBI's taxonomy places the organism in Eukaryota, Dinophyceae, Suessiales, Symbiodiniaceae.
AUGUGUGCUCUUGCCAGGGAUUGCGAGCUUCUUCGAACAGAUGUGGCCAAGCAUCAGACAGAGGUGGACGAACGAGCUCAGAAGACUGCAGAGCUGGAGGACAAGUUCCACGGGCAGACGAUGCUCAAGUUCACCGACAUGAAAGCGGCCGUGGAGGCCGUUGCUCCUUCGGCCAUUCUUCUGCACUGUGUCGCAGAGUCGGGCCAGGCCGCUGGGCAGCGGAAGCAGCAGCUGGGUCUAGAAGUUGGAGAAGCGAGAAAGCUCAAGGCAAAAGACGGGGCCGAAGGUAAAGACCACUUCCAGCGAGGCCGCUUCCGCGAGGCCCUGCAAAGCUACGCCGCGGCCCUGCGAGAGCUGAACGGAGAGCAGGGCAGCGAAGAGCAGGCAGCGGCCCUGCGCGCGAACCGUUCUCUCUGUCUGUUGCGGCUUGGGGACACAGAGUUGGCCUUGUCGGAGGCCGAGAAGUGCAAGGAGCUGCAGCCGGAUUGGCCCAAAGCGCACUUUCGUGUCGCGGCUGCUUUGAGAGCUUUGGGGCGACUGGGAGAAGCUCGCUUGGCGGCUUGUCAGGGCCGGCGGCUGGCGCCCCGCGACGCCAGCCUGCGGGAUCUCCAAACAGAGCUGCGGCAGAAGCUUUUUCCUGGUCCCACCGCCCCUCUUGGGGAGGCCUUGGAUCUGCUGGAAGACUUCCGGAGAAGCGCUUCCGACAUCCGGGACGCUGCGCAAGUGGUUCGAGACACUCUGCUGGGCGACCGCAAAGCAGGUGUUGGCGUGCUGGAAGCGUUUCUUCGCUCCGAGGGGCCCAAGACGAUUUUCCGACGUCAGAAUGCCAUGGGUGACAACUGGCAAGAGGACAGAUUGCGCUUCACAUUAUUUUGA